UUUUCCCCCCCUUCCCUCCGCAACCAGGAGUAACAACCCAUCAUGACCAAAGACGACUCAGCCGAGCUUCCCUCCGAGGAGGCGCGCCAGCCGCUGGAGUUCCAGAGCCCCGUCCUGGAGCGGAGGAAGAAACCCAUCGUCCAUCCCUCCGCCCCUGCACCCUUGCCCAAGGACUAUGCUUUCACUUUCUUUGACCCGAAUGACCCGGCUUGCCAAGAAAUCCUCUACGACCCCAAGACCACGGUCCCGGAGCUGUUUGCCAUCAUCCGCCAGUGGGUGCCCCAGGUGCAACAUAAGAUUGAUGUGAUAGGCAGCGAGAUCCUGAAGCGCGGUUGCCAUGUGAACGACCGGGAUGGCUUGACAGACAUGACGCUGCUUCAUUACGCCUGCAAAGCCGGGGCGCACGGUGUCGGCGACCCUGCUGCUGCCGUCCGCCUCUCCAACCAGCUGCUGGCCCUGGGGGUGGAUGUGACCCUGCGUAGCCGCUGGACCAACAUGAACGCGCUGCAUUACGCCGCCUACUUUGAUGUGCCUGAGCUCAUCCGCAUCCUGCUCAAAGGCUCCAAGCCCAAAGUGCUCAACUCGACCUGCAGCGACUUCAACCACGGCACGGCGCUGCACAUCGCCGCCUCCAACCUGUGCCUGGGGGCUGUGAAGUGUCUGCUGGAGCACGGGGCCAACCCCGCUGUCAGGAACAGCAAAGGGCAGGUGCCGGCCGACGUGGUGCCUGACCCCAUGGACAUGACGCUGGACAAGGCCGAGGCCGCCAUGGUCGCCAAGGAGCUCAAACAGCUGCUGCUGGACGCCGUCCCCCUGAGCUGCAACCUGCCCAAGGUCACGCUGCCCAACUACGACAACAUCCCUGGCAACCUGAUGCUCACCUCCCUGGGCCUCAAGCUCGGGGAGCGCGUGGUGGUGGACGGACAGAAGCCUUCCUUGUCUAUCACCGGUGGUUGGAAUCUGGGCAACUCCCUGGCGUCGGUAAGGUCCUGCCUGCUCCACACCUCCGUGAACAAGCCUCUCUUCUCUGCCUUUUCCCUGCCCCUCCCUUGCAGGAUCGGCGGCCCCAAAGACUCCCAGGGAGAUAGCAGUUCGGUGAAGAAGGUGCACCAAGUCACUAUGUCACAGCCAAAGCGCAACUUCACAGCAGUCAGGACCCCAAAAGACAUCACGUCAGAAAACUCCAUCUCUAGAUUACUCUUCUGCUGUUGGUUCCCCUGGAUGCUGCGUGCAGAGAUGCAGUCCUAAGGCCUCGGCGCGCGCCUCUCCCGUCCUCCGCUCUGUCCUCUGUUCUCCAACUAACCGAAAGACUGCUCUCCCCGUUGGGCUCUCAUCUCCCCCCCUCCCGUCCCCGAGUCGCAGUUCUAGUGAACCCCAGUGCCUUGGUACCAUUGAACGUCGCCCCCUGUAGUCCGCGAGAAAGGCUGCACUAACCCCCCCCACCCCACCGCGCGUAUGCACCCCACACCCCGGGUAGACGUGACAUGGGCUCGGAAGCUCCCCUCGUUGAUUUCUCCCCAACCCCCCUCCGGGGCACAGUGGCACGAACACAAAACCUCUUUGGUACAGAUUUCCCUCUGCGGUUUGAUUGCUCUGAGCCUGACGCUCGGGGUAAGGCGGAUCCAGGAUCCCCAGAACCUGGCCCUUUGAGUUGCUCCCCAACUAAACGUAAUCUAACCUGGCCUCUCUCUACAUCUCUGUAGCAGCGUGGACAGGGUCAGGUUAUAACAUGCCGAGUAUGGAAGUAGUGAUCCUCCCCAGUUUAAGCCGCCUUUUCCUCUGGGAAUCAUGUAAUGCUCACCUUCCAGGAUCAAUGCUAUUCGAUUGCUCAGUUCCUUCCAGGGAGGAGAUCUGGCUUAUAGAAACCGGUCUCAUGCUGGACCUUAAAGAGCAGUGAGAUUUGGGGGGACCUUCCUCUCUGGAAGUAGUGCGGGCCCCCUUCUGAGAAAGCCCCCGUCCCCCGGGAUUCACUCUGGGGCCCACUGUUCAGUUACCAGGGGGAAAAUCAGUGCAUGAGUGUAUUUCUAAGGUAGAUCAGCGCUUACUGAGAUUGCUAAGCAUUCCCCUUGAGACACAACUGCUCCAAGGACCAACUGAUGUUGACUUCAAAGCUUGGAGCAGCUUGUACCGGGGUCGGGGGUCUCUUAACACGGCGGUUGUCUGGUGCUCCUCUGUCCCUCUUUCAUUCUCAUCGAUGCGUUCCCCUCGGCGCGAUCGCUCUUUAUUCGCAGGCAAACCUGCCGGGCUUUUUUCCUUUUUGAGCGGUUUAGAAAAAAUAUAUAUUUUUAAAAGAAAAUGACCCUUAAUAACUAUCUUAAAAGAAAAAUUAGCCGUGGAUGGCAUGUUGAUGUUCCCCACCGAGCCAAAGGUCUGUCUAAACGUGAACGUUGUCCUGUUGAACUCUCCCGGUUAGAGCAGUCCAGUCCCAGGCCAGUUAAAGCAGUACGAUGGAUUUAUACUGGGAUCAAGGUGCUUAUAUCAGUCUAGCGGAGAGAAAGGGGAAUAAACUAUACUGGCUACAAGACACCUUUAUCCUGGUAUAACUAAACUCUACACAGGGGUUAUAUCAGUGUAACGGUAUCAGUUAAAAAAAACACCUCUAGCCCACACGCUUGUGCCAGCACAAAAUCCGUGUGUGGAACUGGUGUAAGGGAAUGAGGUGCCCCCUUUCCAUGUGGGAAUAGCAAUCCUGGUGUAAGCACACUGAUCUUGGUAAAACUGCGUCCACACUAGAGGGGAGUUGUACCGCGUUAGCUGGUGCGGUCUAGUGAAAGGGGGACAGCGUUUGGGGGCAGGUCUCGGGAAUGCUGGGAAGCCGGAGGCAUUUGGGAUGUUGACAACCGCCUCCGAGUGGCUGCUUUUGGGAAUGGCGUAGAGCUCCCUGUCUGAGUGGCUGGGCUCGGCUACGGGCAGCAAAAGGUACUGUGGCCUGCUCUCGUCGGGGGAGAGCUACAGAUAGUUGGCUGGGUACUGCCCAAGACAGGGCGUGGGUCAUUGCUAGAAACCAGGAACAGCUGCAUAGAAUCUAUCCCUCCAUCCAUCCAUCCCACUGAAUCCUUGGAUCCAUCCGUCUUAUCCCUCCACCCAUCCUUCCUGAUCCCUCUAUCCUCAGAUCCAUCCAUCCAUUUUCUCCCUCCAUCUCUCCGUUCUUCUCCCUCUAUCCUCAGAUCUAUCCAUCCAUUCUUAUCCUUCCCUCCAUCCCCCACCGCUGCUGCCAUGUCCCCUAAUGUCACAAACUAGAAAAGCGGGAGAAAACAACUGGUCAAUCUGCUUUCUCUGGGGUGUCCUGUUAGUAAGCAGAGGUAGCCUGGUCCAGUGGUUAGAGGUGGGGAAGCCAGAACUCCUGGGUUCUAUUCCUGACACUGGGAAGGACAAGGGAAAAGGAAGCCCAGACACCUGUUCUAUUUCUGACACUAGGAAAGGUGCGCUGGGCAAAGGAAUAGAAAGCCAGGACUCCUGGGUUCUGUUCCUGGCAUUGAGAAGGAGCGUGCCACUGACACUAUGGGCAAGUCCCCGUGCCUCUGUGUGCCUCAGUUUCCCCCAGCUACAAAAUGGGGAUGAGGAUAUUGACCCACCUCACUGAGGGGUCAUGG
This is a messenger RNA of Chrysemys picta bellii (western painted turtle), 3593 nucleotides long. The record is from RefSeq and is a predicted model, not a curated record. NCBI's taxonomy places the organism in Eukaryota, Metazoa, Chordata, Testudines, Emydidae.